Molecule: messenger RNA, 1899 nt
Organism: Haemorhous mexicanus (house finch)
Lineage: Eukaryota; Metazoa; Chordata; Aves; Passeriformes; Fringillidae
Exons: 9
Coding region: 281-1525 (414 amino acids)
Source: RefSeq, a predicted model, not a curated record
UGCGGGGACAACGAGGCCGUCUUUGGCCUGGCUGUGAGUUUCUGGAGCUGGCCUUUGCUCGCCCUCCAGGUCGCCUCUCCAGCAGCUCUCCGUGCUCUCCCCAGCCUGCCGCUCCCUGCCCGGCCUGAAAGCUGGCCUAGGGGCAGGCUCAGGGGCAGCAGGCCGGGUGCAGCCCUGCGUCUCCCCUCGGGCCCUGCCUCAUGGACACCCUGGCACUGAGCGCUGCCUCGGGCUGCUUUGUCUCUUGCAGGCAACCCUGGUGCUGUGGAGGAUUGCCCCCAUGUCCGAGUGGCAUUUUGCGAUUCUCCUUCACUCUCCCCAACUCUUCGUGGCUCUGCUCCUGCAAAUUGUCACCAUCACAGAGCAGACGGCAGAGGACGCGGAGACCCGGAGCUUCUGGAGAGCGUGCCAGGAGGAACACGGCCUUCCCGGCAACCCCAGCAGCUUUGCAGCGCAGACCAUGAAGGCUCUGCUCUCCACACUGGGCUUUGACAAAAAGCUGAUGGCUCUGGAGGACAAGCGGGUCUGGCAGAAGCUGCUCUGUGCCCCCACCCAGCACUAUGCAGCGGCUCUGCUGGCCAGGGAGGUGCGCCGUGCCUUGGCCCCCUUGUGUCCCUUCAUGGCCUCGCACCUGCUCGGCCUGCUCAUCGGGAAGCAGCCACGCUGCCCUCUGCCUGCCCUGGCUUUCUUUCAGCUGGCCGACCCAGACGCAGAGAUGGUCGGCAUGACCCUCUGUGUGCUGACGUGUGUGCUCCAGGACAAAGACCUCGUGCUACCCAGCGUCAUCGCCCUGAAGCUGGCUGAGCCCCUCCCGCCCCACUUUGAGAACGACAACAGCCACGUGCAGCGGCUCUCCAUUGAGCUCUUCUGCAUGGUGAUGGACCUGGUAGUGGAAGAGGGGGAAAAUCCUCUGACGACAAUCGUGAGGAGCUCGGCCGCCUCCUGCCCCGGCGCCUGGCGGGCUCCAGCCGCGCCUGGCCGUGGCACAGGGACACGGCUCCCGUGCCCCAGCCUGAGGUGCCACCUGCGGCUCUCUGCCGCUCUCCAGGCCUCUGGCGAAGCCCUGCUUUGUGCGGCACGCUUCCUGAAGAGGAGGGACCUCGAGGAGCUGCUGCUGAAGAAGCAGCGGAUGAAGUUCGCCGAGCGCCUGCUGCUGCAGGACGAGAGCCGAGCGGCCGAGCACCUGCGCUGGGCCCUGCCGUACCUGCAGAGCCCGCAGCGGCCCGUGCGACGGGCGGCCGUCAGGAUCAUGGGGCUGGCCGGAGUGCUCGUGACGGGGCAGAAGGAGGAGCUCCAGGUCCUCACUGAGGCUCUUCAAGCCCUGAGAGGAGAUGAGAGGCCAUCCUGCAUGAGCAUUGUGCUUCAGCUCAUGUUCGAAAGAAGAUCUGCAGGACUCGGUUCGUCUGCUGGAUCAGAUGUUCCGGCCUCCUUUGGGGAUUGCCAGUUCCCGUUGAAGAUGGGAGCACCUGCAGAGCAGGAUGGACCAGCUGGAGCUCCAGGCACAGCUCUUACCGCUCAGAGCUGAGCCUGUGGGAAGCUCCAGGAGCUCCUGCCACCUCUCUCCCUGUUGGCAGCUCCUUCCUUGCAACCCUAUGGCCUUGCCCAACCCCUUUUUUACUUCCCAGCUCACCCCUUGGCUUUGCUUUCCCUUCAUAAACAGUUUCCCAAAACCCUAAGAUGGGAGCACCUGCAGAGCAGGAUGGACCAGCUGGAGCUCCAGGCACAGCUCUUGCUGCUCAGAGCUGAGCCUGUGGGAAGCUCCAGGAGCUCCUGCCACCUCUCUCCCUGUUGGCAGCUCCCUCCCUGCAGCCCUCAGGCCCUGCCCAUCCCCUUCUUUGCCUCCCAGCUCACCCCUUCCCUUGGCUUUCCCUUAAUAAACAGUUUGAGUUUUUCACUUGA